AUGAAUGACAGCCAGGGCAAAGAAAAGGGUGAGGAAGCCGGCAGCAGCAAACGAUCAUCUCCAGUCAUGGAUGAGCUCUUCUUCCAUUCCAGCCCUACCUCCCAGGCUAGUACUGUCCAAGAUUGGGUGAAUCGUGAAUCCAAUCAGGUACGCAUCCUCAAGCGGACUAACGGAGUCCGCCGCAGAGCGAAAGAUCUGAUAAAACGUCUGCAGACCCUGUGGAUCGACGAAGACGAGAUUCCUGAAGCUCCUCCGUCUGGGCAAGAUGCCAGUCAGCUUGUCCGUGCAACUGAAACAGAUACCAGCUCUAACACAAGACUCACCAGUGACUGGAAGGCUCUGCUCGUCUGGAACCAUGACAGCAUCGGCGAUCUGAUGCGGCUGCUCAAGCUUUGGGCACUGCAUGGCGUGCCGGCCUGCGAUAUGGGCCUGUUCCUUGAGUCGAUGCUGUACCAACAUGAUGAGCAAAUGCACCACAAGUUGACCCAGUUAGUCGACGCUAACGAGACUUACGCGGAGAUUGCGCGCUUCGUUAUGCAGCACUACCAGAUCCGAGACGACGACAAGAUGCCGCUGUGGUUGAAUAUCGAUCUUGGGGACGCGAACUAUCGCCCGCGGGACAGGCAGCGGGAAAUGAACAACUCACUGAUUCAGCGCGAGAAGCUGAGGGAACGACAAGAAGCUUCGCAGCCGAAGCUGAGCACAAACCCUAAGGAAGUCGGACACCAACCCUGUUAUCACAUUCCUGCGCCACGACCUGCUCGUCCUAUUGAUUGGCCUUUGUUCCUAAGUGAUCUCAAGCUGAGCCAUUCCCUUGAGGGCAAUGAUGAGGACGAGCGUGGCGAGGAGGGAAGCACUCGUCGCAGCUUCGACGAGUCCUUCAUCCACCUGAGCAGUAUAAAUCCGAAGAAGACAGUCAUUUCCAAACAACCUAGGUCUUUGGCUCAAUCCAUGUCCGCCGAAUUGGUCAGUCCCGCGAAGACUGAUGUGGAGCAGCAGCAAACUGGAAAGGACGUCCCCCAUCGCGGAGUGUCCUCCCACCCAGAGACAAAAUCCGCUUUCAACGGUACUUCUACCAACAAUGACGAUUCCAAGACUGAAGCUUAUUCCUCGCAGCCUCAUUCCCCCAGGUCCGGUCAGCUCGGGACGUCGGGGGCUGACUCCUCUGCGUCUGGUUCUCAAUCUUCUCCUUCAGCAAGGAAUCCCCCUAGAGCCGCUGUUCUAGCCAGUGCCUUUAUUGAGCACAUAACCGAUGCUACAUGCGAGCAGCUCAGUGCUAUGGACGUUUACGAGGGUAUAGAUACUAAGGGAAGAAUGUUUCUCUAA
Molecule: messenger RNA, 1326 nt
Organism: Penicillium lagena
Lineage: Eukaryota; Fungi; Ascomycota; Eurotiomycetes; Eurotiales; Aspergillaceae
Product: Lipopolysaccharide-modifying protein
Exons: 1
Coding region: 1-1326 (441 amino acids)
Source: RefSeq, a predicted model, not a curated record